Molecule: messenger RNA, 1014 nt
Organism: Propithecus coquereli (Coquerel's sifaka)
Lineage: Eukaryota; Metazoa; Chordata; Mammalia; Primates; Indriidae
Gene: STRA8
Product: stimulated by retinoic acid 8
Exons: 10
Coding region: 1-1014 (337 amino acids)
Biological process (GO): meiotic cell cycle; cellular response to retinoic acid
Molecular function (GO): protein dimerization activity
Source: RefSeq, a predicted model, not a curated record
AUGGAUGUGGUCAUUAGACUGUGGGGAAGGUUGACUGAAGUGACAAGAUCUUCAUUUUUCAAUAAAGGAAUCAGGCUGCUGCAGCUUAUAAUGGCGACUCCUGAAGAAGGCAGUGACCCCAGUGGCAAAGCAAUGUCCGGGCCACUGGAACAGCCACAGGAGCUUGAGCCGAGGGUGGCCCGAAGACGCCUGUCCCAGGCCCGCCACCGAGCCACUCUGGCAGGGCUCUUCAGCAACCUCAGGCAGACCGUUUACUCCCAUUCUGAUCUCACAGCCUCAAAGUGGCAGAUUCUGAAUAAGACGAAGAACCAUAUUCAGGAACUGGAACAAACCCUGGAUAAUUUGCUGAAGCUGAAAGAAUCCUUCAACCUGGAGGAUGGGAAUGCAAGCAGCUUAGAGGAGGUCAAGGAAGAAUACGCCAAUCUGUACUCUGGAAACGAGAGCCUGUUCUCAAAUGGGUUUCCUGAGAAUGGCUCCUCCCCCUGGUAUCUCAACUUUUACAAGCAGACGAUGGACCUUCUGACCGGCAACGGUAUCGUCUCCUCGCAGGAGGUGAGGCUGCCCAUCGUCUCCGCGGCCAUCUCCCACCUGUGGCAGAACCUCUCCGAGGAGAAGAAGGCCAGCCUCCUGCAGGCCUGGGCGCAGAUGCAGGCAGGGGCCGCCCAGGAGCCAGCCCGUCCCGAGGGCAGCGUGAGGGACAGCGGCGUCGACAGCCAAGGCGCCAGCUGCUCGCUGGUCUCCACGCCCGAGGAGAUCCUUUUUGAGGAUGCUUUUGAUGUGGCAAGUUUCCUGGACAAAAGUGAGGCUCCAAGUACAUCCAGCUCCAGUUCAAUGUUUGCCAGCUGCAACGCAGAAAAUCCAGAGGAAAACUUUCAGCUCUACAUGCAGAUCAUCAAUUUUUUUAAAGGACUUUGCUGUGUUAAUGCCCAGUUAAAACAGGAACCAGCCCUUCCCAUUGACGAUGAGAUGCUCAUGUUGAGGUGCAUGGAGACCUUUGAUGAUGAAGAUUUAUAA